Cynocephalus volans (Philippine flying lemur) is the source of this 892-nucleotide messenger RNA. It is a transcript of the gene TNFAIP8L1, whose product is annotated as TNF alpha induced protein 8 like 1. Lineage: Eukaryota; Metazoa; Chordata; Mammalia; Dermoptera; Cynocephalidae. The record is from RefSeq and is a predicted model, not a curated record. The transcript has 2 exons. Bases 55 to 615 code for a protein of 186 amino acids. Gene Ontology annotation, cellular component: cytoplasm. Gene Ontology annotation, biological process: regulation of apoptotic process; negative regulation of TOR signaling.
GCUGGACAGAUCCCCGACGGUCGGACGCGCGACGGGCCCCGGACGGCAGGGCUGAUGGACACUUUCAGCUCCAAGAGCCUGGCUCUCCAGGCCCAGAAGAAGCUCCUGAGCAAGAUGGCGUCCAAGGCAAUGGUGACUGUGUUCGUGGAUGACACGAGCAGCGACGUGCUGGACGAGCUGUACCGCGCCACCAAAGAGUUCACGCGCAGCCGCAGGGAGGCCCAGAAGGUGGUGAAGAACCUGGUCAAGGUGGCCGUGAAGCUGGGGCUGCUGGUGCACGGGGGCCAGCUGGGCAGUGAGGAGCUGGCGCUGCUGCAGCGCUUCCGCCAGCGGGCGCGCAGCCUGGCCAUGACCGUGGUCAGCUUCCACCAGGUGGACUUCACCUUUGACCGGCGCGUGCUGGCCACCGGCCUGCUCGAGUGCCGGGACCUGCUGCACCAGGCCGUGGGCCCACACCUCACCGCCAAGUCCCAUGGCCGCAUUAGCCACGUCUUUGGCCACUUGGCCAAUUGUGACUUCCUGGCCACGCUGUAUGGCCCCGCCGAGCCCUACUGCAGCCACCUGCACAGGAUCUGUGACGGCCUCAACAGGAUGCUGGACGAGGGCAGCAUAUGACCUCUGGCCGCCCGCCCAUCCCAUCCAUCGCUCAUUUGUGGCUUUGCUGCUAGGGGGAGGGAUUGGUGGGUUUUCAAUUUCUCUCCCAAUCUGAUGCUCUCUGGCCAAACUCCCCUGGACAGGUGACCUGGCCCCUUUGAGAGGACACUCGACCUUCUGUCCUGGCAACUUCCAAGACCCACAUCGCCUCUCCUCCCCGCCCAGCCUCGAUAGGGAGAGGCAGUGUGGGGCUGGCCAGGUCUGUCUUUCCCUCCCGUUUGUAUUUGUGAGCCAUGCU